Molecule: messenger RNA, 6515 nt
Organism: Quercus robur (English oak)
Lineage: Eukaryota; Viridiplantae; Streptophyta; Magnoliopsida; Fagales; Fagaceae
Product: callose synthase 1-like
Exons: 42
Coding region: 257-6199 (1980 amino acids)
Biological process (GO): (1->3)-beta-D-glucan biosynthetic process
Cellular component (GO): plasma membrane; 1,3-beta-D-glucan synthase complex
Molecular function (GO): 1,3-beta-D-glucan synthase activity
Source: RefSeq, a predicted model, not a curated record
AAAGUCCUCUGCAGCUGGGACACUCUUCCUUCUUCAACUUCAUUUUACUUCUGUUACUAUUUUUCUUCGAAACCCACUUCUUCAAAUUUGAAGAUUUUCUCUUUUGCUUCUUUGGUUUUCUGUCUAAGACACAGUUCUCUGUGUAUAUCUGUGCCUGAGUAAUUGAACAAAUGCUUCAACCAUUUUGAGAGGUACAUAUAAUGGCUUAGUUGAGGUAAACAAGGUGGCUUGAGUUGAUAUUUGUUGGGGUCUAGAGAUGUCAAGUAGAAGGGGGUCUGAUCAGCCACCGCCUAGGCGGAUUUUGCGGACUCAGACUGCCGGAAAUUUAGGAGAGCCAAUCUUGGAUAGUGAGGUGGUGCCUUCUUCCUUGGUCGAGAUUGCUCCAAUUCUUCGUGUGGCUAAUGAAGUCGAGUCUAGCAACCGAAGAGUUGCUUAUCUCUGUCGGUUUUAUGCCUUCGAAAAAGCUCACAGACUGGAUCCUACAUCUAGUGGACGUGGUGUUCGUCAAUUUAAAACUGCACUUCUUCAACGUCUAGAAAGGGAAAAUGAAAUGACAUUGGCAGGAAGGGCGAAGAGUGAUGCUCGAGAAAUGCAGAGAUUUUAUCGGGAUUACUACAAAAAGUAUAUUCAGGCUUUGCAGGAUGCUUCUGAUAAACAUGACCGUGCCCAACUUACAAAAGCAUAUCAAACUGCUUCUGUCCUAUUUGAGGUUUUGAGGGCUGUAAAUCAGACUGAAGCUGUUGAAAUGUCUGAUGAGAUUUUGCAAGCUCACACUAAGGUCGAGGAGAAGAAACAGUUAUAUAAGCCUUAUAAUAUUCUUCCUCUUGAUCCAGAUAGUGAAAAUCAGGCUAUUAUGAGUUUUCCUGAGAUUCAAGCUAGUGUUUCUUCACUUCGUAACACCAGGGGUUUGCCAUGGCCAAAGGGCCACCAGAAGAAAGUAAAUGAAGACAUUCUAGACUGGCUUCAGGCUAUGUUUGGUUUUCAGAAGGAUAAUGUUGAGAAUCAAAGGGAGCACUUGAUUCUGUUGCUUGCAAAUGUGCACAUAAGACAAUUCCCAAAGCCUGAUCAGCAACCCAAGUUGGAUGAUCGUGCUCUGACAGAAGUGAUGAAGAAACUUUUUAAAAACUACAAAAGGUGGUGCAAUUAUUUGGAUCGCAAAAGUAGCCUUUGGUUACCAACAAUUCAACAGGAAGUGCAGCAGCGAAAAUUACUGUACAUGGGUUUAUAUCUUCUUAUAUGGGGAGAAGCUGCAAACUUGAGAUUCAUGCCGGAAUGCCUUUGCUAUAUUUAUCAUCAUAUGGCGUUUGAGUUGUAUGGGAUGCUGGCUGGAAGUAUCAGUCCAAUGACUGGUGAGCCUAUAAAGCCAGCCUAUGGUGGUGACGAUGAGUCUUUUCUAAAGAAGGUGGUAACUCCCAUAUAUGAGACGAUAGCAAAGGAAGCUAAAAGAAGCAAAGAAGGAAAAGCAAAGCAUUCUCAGUGGAGAAAUUAUGAUGAUUUAAAUGAAUAUUUCUGGUCAGUUGAUUGUUUUCGGCUGGGUUGGCCUAUGCGUGCUGAUGCUGAUUUCUUUUGCCAACCUCCGGAACAGCAUCGAGUUGACAAAAAGGAUGAUGAGAAACCUUAUACUGGGGAUCGAUGGAUUGGGAAAACUAAUUUUGUUGAAAUACGCUCAGUUUGGCAUAUCUUUAGAAGUUUUGAUAGAAUGUGGAGCUUUUAUAUUUUGUGUUUACAGGCAAUGAUCAUCCUUGCUUCGAAUGGGUCAGGGAAAUUAAGUUCCAUAUUUGAGGGUGAUGUUUUCAAGAAGGUGUUGAGUAUCUUCAUAACUGCCGCAUUAUUGAAGCUUGUACAAGCUGUUGUUGAUAUAGUCCUGGGCUGGAAAGCAAGGCAGAGCAUGUCAAUAUAUGUCAAGCUAAGAUACAUUUUGAAGGCUAUUUCUGCUGCAGCAUGGAUCAUAGUUUUACCAGUAGCUUAUGCCUAUAGUUGGAAAAAUCCUCCGGGGUUUGCACAGACCAUUAGGAGUUGGUUUGGCAACAGUCCAAGUUCACCAUCUUUGUUCAUUUUGGCAGUCCUCAUUUACUUAUCUCCAAACAUGCUCUGCACAGUGUUGUUUCUGUUCCCAUUCAUUCGCCGAUUUCUUGAAGGAUCAAACUAUAAGGUUGUGAUGCUCAUGAUGUGGUGGUCUCAGCCUCGGCUCUAUGUCGGAAGGGCAAUGCAUGAGAGCUCAAUUUCUCUUAUCAAGUACACUAUGUUUUGGGUUCUCCUGAUAGUAUCAAAAUUAGCAUUCAGUUACUACGUAGAGAUUAGGCCUCUUGUGGGUCCAACAAAACUUAUAAUGAAGGUUCACGUGAAAGUAUUUCAGUGGCACGAGUUCUUCCCUCAAGCCAAGAACAACAUUGGUGUCGUGAUUGCACUUUGGGCUCCUAUAAUUAUUGUCUACUUUAUGGAUACUCAGAUUUGGUAUGCCAUCUUCUCCACUAUAUUUGGGGGUCUAUAUGGUGCAUUUCGCCGUCUUGGAGAGAUUCGAACAUUGGUAAUGCUGAGGUCUCGAUUUGAGUCACUGCCAGGUGCUUUUAAUGCCCGCUUAAUUCCAGUGGAAAAGAAUGAGAAAACCAAGAAGAAGGGGCUGAAGGCCACUUUCUCUCGAAAAUUUGAUGAGAUCCCAUCUAAUAAUGGGAAGAAUGCAGCACAGUUUGCUCAGUUGUGGAACAGUAUAAUCACUAGUUUUAGAGACGAGGAUCUAAUAACUAACGGGGAAAUGGACCUUUUGCUUGUUCCAUACUGGGCGAGUGGUCUGGAUCUUACCCAAUGGCCUCCAUUUUUACUUGCUGGCAAGAUUCCAGUAGCAUUGCAUAUGGCUAAAGACAGCAAGGGAAAAGCCAGUGAGUUGAAAAAGAGAUUAAAAAGAGAUAAUUACAUGACUUCCGCAGUUUGUGAGUGCUAUGCUUCAUUUAAAAAAAUAAUAAACUCUUUGGUUCUUGGAAAACGUGAAAAAGAGAUUAUAAAUGAAAUUUUCUCAAAGGUUGACUAUCAUAUAGAAAAAGAAGAUUUGAUAGAGGAAUUGAAUAUGAGUGCCCUCCCUAGCCUCUACGAACAAUUUAUUAUGCUUAUUAAAUAUUUGUUAGAGAAUAAAAAGGAGGACAAGGAUCAAGUUGUAAUUGUCUUGCUCAACAUGCUAGAAAUUGUGACCAGAGACAUACUGGAAGAAGAGGUUAACAGUUUGGCAGAGUCAAGUCAUGGUGCCUAUUAUGGAAAAGAUGAGGAGGGAAUGAAACCCCUUGAUCAACAAUAUCAAUUUUUUGGGGAACUUGGAUUUCCUGUUAAACAAGAAACAGAAGCUUGGAAGGAAAAAAUUAAAAGGCUUCAUCUAUUGCUUACCGUAAAGGAGUCUGCCAUGGAUGUGCCAUCCAACUUGGAAGCUAGAAGGCGUAUUUCUUUCUUCUCCAAUUCAUUGUUUAUGGACAUGCCUCCUGCACCCAAAGUUCAAAAUAUGCUUUCUUUCUCUGUCCUAACUCCUUACUAUGCAGAGGAUGUGCUUUUCUCCAUAAAUGACCUAGAAAACCUAAUUGAAGAAGAUGGAGUUUCCAUACUUUUUUAUUUGCAAAAGAUCUUUCCAGGUUCUCCUCCUCUUUUUGAACUACUUCUUCUCUCUUUGACUAUCAUUUCCGUUAGAAAAACUUAUAUGCUCUUCCAUAAAAUUGUCAUUUCUACAGAUGAAUGGAAAAACUUUCUAGAACGGGUCAAGUGUAAAAAUGAAGAAGAACUCAGAGAAAAGGAAGACCUGGAAGAAGAACUGCGUUUAUGGGCAUCCUAUAGAGGCCAGACAUUGACCAGAACCGUUCGAGGCAUGAUGUAUUACCGGAAAGCUUUGGAACUUCAGGCCUUUUUGGAUAUGGCAAAGGAUGGAGAUCUCAUGAAGGGCUACAAGGCUGCUGAAUUAGAGAGUGAGAAGAACCCCAAGAGUGAAAGGUCAUUAUGGGCACAAUGUCAAGCAAUAGCAGAUUUGAAGUUUGCAUAUGUGGUGUCAUGCCAGCAGUAUGGCAUUGACAAACGGUCUGGUCAUUCUCGUGCCAAAGACAUUUUGAAGCUUAUGGCAAAGUACCCAUCUCUUCGGGUAGCUUACAUUGAUGAAGUUGAAGCACCUCGUAAAGAUAAUUCCAAAAACACAGUUCAGAAGGUCUAUUAUUCAGCUCUUGUAAAGGCUGCCCCACCAACAAAGCAAAUUGAUUCUUCUGAGCCAGUUCAAAAUUUGGACCAGGUUAUUUAUCGGAUAAAGCUUCCUGGGCCUGCGAUAUUGGGUGAGGGUAAGCCAGAAAAUCAAAAUCAUGCCAUUAUUUUUACACGUGGGGAAGGCUUGCAAACAAUAGAUAUGAAUCAGGAUAAUUAUAUGGAAGAAGCCUUCAAAAUGAGGAAUUUGCUGCAAGAAUUUCUUAAAAAACAUGGUGGCGUGAGAUUUCCAACCAUCCUUGGACUUCGGGAGCAUAUUUUCACUGGCAGUGUUUCAUCUCUGGCAUGGUUUAUGUCAAAUCAGGAGAAUAGUUUUGUAACUAUUGGGCAGCGAUUGUUAGCUAACCCUCUAAAAGUUCGGUUCCACUAUGGUCAUCCGGAUGUUUUUGAUAGACUGUUCCACCUUCCUAGAGGGGGUGUCAGCAAAGCUUCCAAAGUCAUCAAUUUAAGCGAGGACAUAUUUGCUGGUUUCAAUUCUACAUUACGCGAAGGCAAUGUUACUCAUCAUGAAUAUAUACAAGUUGGUAAGGGGAGGGAUGUCGGCCUUCAACAGAUCUCAAUGUUUGAGGCCAAGAUCGCUAAUGGGAAUGGUGAGCAGACAUUGAGUCGUGACAUAUAUCGGCUUGGUCACAGAUUUGAUUUCUUCCGAAUGAUGUCAUGUUAUUUCACCACGGUUGGUUUCUAUUUCAGUACCUUGCUGACUGUGCUCACAGUCUAUGUGUUUCUCUAUGGCCGCCUUUAUCUUGUUGUCAGUGGACUUGAAAAAGGGCUGAGCACUGAACCUGCUAUUCGAGACAAUAAGCCUCUUCAAGUAGCUCUAGCUUCUCAAUCUAUUGUGCAAAUUGGAUUUCUGAUGUCCUUGCCUAUGAUGAUGGAAAUUGGUUUAGAAAGAGGCUUCCGUACUGCAUUAACUGAUUUCAUAUUAAUGCAAUUACAGUUGGCCCCUGUCUUCUUCACAUUUUCUUUGGGAACGAAGACUCACUAUUAUGGAAGGACAUUGCUUCAUGGGGGUGCACGAUACAGAGGUACAGGUCGAGGUUUUGUAGUGGUCCAUGCUAAGUUUGCUGAGAACUACAGGCUGUAUUCUCGCAGCCAUUUUGUUAAGGGCAUUGAAUUGAUGAUUCUGCUUAUUGUGUACCAAAUAUUUGGCCAAUCAUAUGGAGGCGGAGUUUCAUAUGUCUUGAUCACUUUUUCAAUAUGGUUCAUGGUGGGGGCAUGGCUUUUUGCUCCUUUCCUCUUCAAUCCAUCAGGCUUUGAGUGGCAAAAGAUUGUUGAUGACUGGACAGAUUGGAAUAAAUGGAUAAACAACCGUGGAGGGAUAGGUGUACUUCCAGAAAAAAGUUGGGAAUCUUGGUGGGAAAAGGAACAUGAUCAUCUCCGAUAUUCUGGGAAGCGUGGUAUUAUUGUUGAGAUAUUGUUAUCAUUGCGCUUUUUCAUCUAUCAAUAUGGGCUUGUAUAUCAUUUGAGCAUUACAAAGAGCAAAAGCUUUCUGGUUUAUGGAGUCUCAUGGAUUGUGAUCGUUGUAGUAUUGUUGUUGAUGAAGAUUGUGUCAGUUGGAAGGCGACGAUUAAGUGCAAACUUCCAGCUUGUGUUUCGAUUGAUCAAGGGUCUAAUUGCCCUGACAUUCCUUGCUGUUUUCAUUACCUUAAUAGCAGUUCCUCAUAUGACGCUUCGGGACAUCAUAGUGUGCAUUCUUGCUUUCAUGCCAACGGGAUGGGGAAUGCUCCAGAUUGCACAAGCUAGUAAGCCACUGAUUGAACAUAGUGGAUUUUGGGGAUCAAUCAAGGCGCUUGCUCGUGGAUAUGAAAUAAUCAUGGGCUUGCUUCUGUUCACCCCAGUUGCAUUCUUGGCUUGGUUUCCAUUUGUGUCCGAAUUCCAAACACGAAUGCUCUUCAAUCAAGCAUUCAGCAGAGGUUUACAAAUUUCCCGUAUUCUUGGUGGAAAGAAGAAGGAGCGCUCUGCCAACAACAAAGAGUAAAUGCAUUCCCAACAACAGUUCCAUUAAUUUAAUAUAUCUCUUACUCUUCAGUGUUAAUUUCACCCUUGCACAUGAUAUGGAAAAACCAUUUCAUUGAUGUGUUUGUAUAACAUGUCCCACUUGAUUGGGAGAUGUGAUCAUGUAAAUCAAUGACUCUUUUUAUUAGAAACUUGAGAAGAUAGAAAAUUAUCAAUUUGUAAGUUGUGCUAGCUACUCGUUUACGGUUAUUGGGCCUUGCAAUCAGCUUAAAGUUGACAAUGUAAGCAGCUUGCAUUGCAUGUCUUUUUCAGUACCAUUCACAGGAAGCUUCUUAUUU